AUGAAUUUUAUACUGCUUUAACUAGAUGAGUCUAUUUAACAAAUAAUUUAACUUUUUAAUUAAACAGAAGAUUCAUGCUAUCAAAUGAUAUACUAAAUUAUGACAUACAUAAUUGAUGAUAAUAAUGCAAUCUAAAAAUAUUAAUAGAAAUCAGAUUUACUUAAUCUCAUAUAUAAUCUCAAAAGUCAUUUAAGAUAGAACCCCUGUAACAAAGUCAAAUUGUUUAUUAUUUAGAAAGAACGAAAGAUAGGAGAUAUUGAUGAUAGUGAUUUGGAUUUACACAAAAAAUGUAAGUAGUAGUUAAAAGAACUGACUGACAAAUUAUCAAAAAGAGAUUAAUUAAUAUAAGAUUAAACAUCAUCUUAUAUGAAGGAGAUUCAAAUUCUAAGUGAAUAAAUUUAUAGACUAAAUCAUGCUUAAACAAAUAAUGAGAAUAUUUUUAUUGAUAGAAAUUUAAUAAAAGAUUAAGCUACUUUAGAUAUAAUAAAUAAAAGCUUUGAAAAAAUCUCUCAUUCAUAUGAAAAUAAGAUUAAGCAUUUAAAUAUUAUAGUCGAAGCAUAAAAAAGAGAAUUGGUAUUGACAAAACAGACAUUAAAAGAAUAUAAAUAAAAACAUGAACAUCAUUAAUCUGCUGAAUAUUUAGUUAGAAAAAUAGCAUAACUUGAAAAAGAUCCUUAUAAAAUAUGGAAAUAUUUUUAAGAUAAUCAUGGCAAUUCAUUUCUUUUAUCAGUAUUUAAACAUCAAAAAUAAGGUUAUGCAAUUAAUUAUAAAGAAAUUGAUUAGAUUCUUUCAUAAUCAAAAGUAAUAGAAAGAGAAAUGUAGAUAUAUUAAUAAUUAAUUGAAACAUCUAUUACUUAAUUUAUGGAAAAAAUUAAUUAAGAUCUAAAAAAGACAAAAGAAGCUUACACAUAAAAAGAAAUGGAAUUGACAUCUUAAAUUGCUUUAUAACAUAAAGUACAAAAUGAUCUAGAGACUAACUAUCAAAAAAUCAUUUUAUAUUGUAAUUUAACUAUAUAUUAUAAAAGUGCUCUCCCAAAAUAAAACCAUUUUAUUAAAGACUGCUAUUCAUAUUUGGAGGAAUCAACCUCAACCUAGUAAAGUAGUUUAAGCUAAUCCUAAAUAAUCAUCUUAUAUUUAAGAUUUUUUAUAAAGUAUAUUGAAACUUAAGAUUAAUUAUGAAAAUUUAGAUUAUUCUUAAAUUUAUCAUAAUUAAUUUAUAUAAUUAUAAUCAAAGAUAACUUGGUUAUAAAAAUUACUAUUGAAUUAUUAAUAGAGUUUAUAGAAAUAAUAGUUUUAAAAAGAUUAGUUAGAAAAUUAAUUGAAAUUAUUAUAAUAGAAAUGUAUAGUCAAUAAUUAAAAUGAGAAAUUUAUUGAAACUGAUAGAAAGAAGUAAAAUUAAAUUAAUAUUGAGUUUGAGAAAGAAAUAGAAGUAAAAUAAUAGCAAUUGGAUUUAGAAAUGAAUCAUUAUAAUUAAUUUAUGUAGGAGGGAAAAUAUUCUGAUUAAUACACAUAAACAGAUGAAUAUUUUACACCUUAAUAUAAACAAUUGAUAACACCUUCAAAAGUCAUUAUGUAGAAUGAAUUAAUUUAAAAUUAAUUAGAAAAUAAUAAUAAUAAUAAUAAUAAUAAUAAUAAUAAUAAUAAUAAUAAUAAUAAUAAUAAAGGUUUUAUUGAAGUUCAAAUAUUUGAUAUAGAAUAAUCAGAUGUUAAAAAAUAAAAUAAAACAUCAAUUAGGCAUUCAUUUAAAUAAUUUGAUUCAUGCAAAUCUAAAACUCCUUGCAAUAAAACAGCUUCGGGAUUUAAUACAUCUUUAGAAUCAAAUUUUAUAGAAUUAAAACCUAAAAUGAUUGCAGAAUAAAAAGAUUUUACUGUUAUUAGAAAAAAAUCUGAAGGUAAAGCUGAUUAAAAACCUAAUCCAGUUUAAAUAAUUUCUAAAAGAUAUUAAAAAGUUGAUUUAUUUAAAUAAGUUGAAUUAUUAAGUGAAUUGUAAUUGCAAUUAAAAGAAUGUGGAACACCAUAAGAUAGAAAUUAAAUGAAUUCAUCAUAAAAGUAAGAAAGAGGAUUUAGAACUGCAGUAAGACGUAAACCAAAUUUAAGCAUAACUUUUGAAUAAUUUCAUAAUGAAAUGAAUGUAGAUCCUUUAGAAAUGUUUUCAUCUACGCAAAGAUAAAAUAAAAUAAAAAGACUUUCCACAAAAGAUUGUGAAUAUUUAGUAUUAUGA
Messenger RNA from Paramecium primaurelia, 2221 nucleotides. The record is from the annotation of a GenBank genome assembly. Lineage: Eukaryota; Ciliophora; Oligohymenophorea; Peniculida; Parameciidae.